GAGCAGGAGCAGGAGCAGAGCAGCAGCAGCAGCACCACCACCACCACCACCACCAACCAACCAACGUUGCCUCAUCUUCUCGAGCAGUGCUUGGGGCGAUGGCGAGGGUGCACCCUGGAGCUAGAGGCAUCGAGCUGGGGGAUUCUGGCUCGGUAGCCUUCAGCAAGGACGGUGAAACGGCGCAGGAAGAGGCCGGAGCAGUAGCCUCUGUGCUGACCGUGUGGCGGCGGUCGCUCCUCUUGAACGGGAAUGGAUUCACGGUGUUCGACGCGAAGGGAAAGUUGGUGUUCAGGGUUGAUAACUACGCCUCCGGGAGCAGGACGGAGGUCGUCCUCAUGGACGGCGUCGGCGAGCCGCUCCUCACGGUUCGAAGAAAGAGAAGCUCAAUCGCUCUGCCGCUCGCAACUCUUACACAGAAACUAAGUCUAGGAGAGCAAUGGAUGAUCUAUGAAGGGGAAGAUAGAGCUAAUCCUCGAUUCGUGGUGAAGAGACAUUUGAAUCCCCUCUAUUCCAGGGCACUGGCGCGAGUCACACCCUGUGCGUCCGAUGCCAAGUCUUGCCAGGGCUACAAGGUCGAAGGCUCUUACGCGCAGCGCCGCUGUGCCAUCCUUGACGAUGAGCGGCAGCGAGUGGUGGAGAUGAAGAGAAAGGAGUCUGCCAAGGGCGUUUCUUUCGGGCUCGACGUCUUCCACUUGAUCGUGCAGCCAGGCUUCGAUGCCUCAGUAGCCAUGACUAUCGUGCUGCUCCUUGAGCAGAUGUUUGGGUCCGGAGCAUCACUGCUGAAAAUUGGCAAAUCAUGAAUAAACACAGAGAAAGAGUGGAGGACCCGCGAUCUCAGAAGGUGAUUGGGAUAGGUCGUAGGCAAGGGGGACUCUAUGUCUUUGAUAAGCUUCAAGUACCAGAUGUCACAGCUUCUAGUGUUGAUUUUUCAUCUUUCCGAUUGAGUCAUUCUUCUUAUGAUUUUUACUUAUGGCAUACUCAUCUAGGUCAUGUUUCAGCUUCUCGUUUACAAU
This is a messenger RNA of Zingiber officinale, 1013 nucleotides long. Its product is annotated as protein LURP-one-related 8-like. Bases 99 to 800 code for a protein of 233 amino acids. The record is from RefSeq and is a predicted model, not a curated record. The transcript has 3 exons. Lineage: Eukaryota; Viridiplantae; Streptophyta; Magnoliopsida; Zingiberales; Zingiberaceae.